This is a messenger RNA of Morus notabilis, 2103 nucleotides long. RefSeq names its product peroxisomal membrane protein PEX14. The record is from RefSeq and is a predicted model, not a curated record. Gene Ontology annotation, molecular function: signaling receptor binding. Gene Ontology annotation, cellular component: peroxisomal membrane; peroxisomal importomer complex. The transcript is spliced from 13 exons. Gene Ontology annotation, biological process: protein import into peroxisome matrix, docking. Lineage: Eukaryota; Viridiplantae; Streptophyta; Magnoliopsida; Rosales; Moraceae. Bases 247 to 1872 code for a protein of 541 amino acids.
GGUGCAUUAUUAUUCUUAUUAUUAUCCAGUGCGUUUUUGUCUUGGCGUCUACUUUCUUUCCUUUGCUCCGCUUCGAGAUGAGCAAACCCAACCUCUGACACCCAAAUCCCUUCGUCAUCACCGUCACCAUCCUCUGUAACCAACUUCUCUUAUAACUCUUUUCUUUAUUUCUUUUUUUUUUUUUUUGCUUUGCCCUUUUUCUUUUUCUCGCCGAGUUAACUCGCUGCUCUUGCGAUUCAGUGAGCUAUGGCGACUCAAUCCCAGGCUCCUCCUUCCGACGAAAAUCCGCCCAAACCAGGUCUUACACAAGCAGCAACCGAGAAUCAUACACAAGCAGCAACCGAGAAUCAACAAGAUGUCCAGGCGGACGCUCCUAAACAAAGUUCUCCAACAUCGGUGUUUGUGAACUCAGAACCAAUGCGCGAGGAGCAAGUACAAAAUGCGGUGAAAUUCCUUUCACACCCAAAAGUUAGAGGCUCUCCUGUUGUGUACAGACGAUCUUUCCUUGAGAAGAAGGGCCUAACGAAGGAGGAGAUAGAUGAGGCCUUUCGGCGUGUGCCUGACCCACCUCCAACUGUACAGACUGGUGGAGGAAAUCAAGCGGAUGGACUGAAGACAUCACAAGGCAUGCAGACACAAUCCCCAGUACAACCUCUGCAACCUGCAGCAGCUGCUCCUACGAAUGCUAUUUCCCCUGUGGCUCCACGAUACCGCUUCCACUGGUCUCACGCUGUGCUUGCUGUCGGAUUAUUGGCUGCUUCAGGGGCUGGAACAGCUGUAAUAAUCAAGAAUGCUAUUAUUCCUAGAUUGAAGUCUUGGAUUCGCAAGGUUGUCUCGGAAGAAGAAAACGACUCAGUCAAGAAAACAGAUUCUCAACCAAGUUUAGCAGAGGAAGCAGCAGCUGCUGCAAAAGCAGCUGCAGCCGCAGCAGCUGAUGUGGCAAAAGCAAGCCAAGAAAUGAUGAAUUCAAAGAAUGAAGAAAAGAGGUACUUUGGAGAGCUCAUGAAUAUGUUGAAUGUGCAAGUGCAAGAAAUGAAGUCAAUGAGUAAUUCCAUACAGAAAUUGGAAGGUACAAAGAAAUUGGAAGGCGAAACAAAUGCCCUUAGGAGAAACUCUCUGAUUGAUCAGGACGAUCAUCAAUUCAAUGUCAUAAAUUCAAAGAGACCAUAUGCCAAUGGCAAAGCGGACUAUGACUCACGUUCAGUUAGAUCUGCCUCACCUCCUGCGGCUGCAGAACCAUCAGUUGCACCUCACCCAAAGUCUUACAUGGAAAUUAUGGCCAUGGUCCAAAGAGGGGAGAAACCUCCUAAUGUCAGGGAGAUUAAUGAUUCACCUCCGAACCCUAAUCAGCAACUAUCAAAUCCUCGGUUAGCUCCAAGAGCUAAGCCUUGGGAGGUUGGUCAGGCCCAGAACUAUUCAAGCCAGGUAACUCAGUCUCAAGCAAGCAGUGAAGGCGUAUAUUCCAAUGUGCAAGACAAUGGGAUCAAUUACUCUUCAAAUGGGGAUAGUUCGGUGCCCUGGUGGCAACGGAGAAAUCCAAGAAUCACCGAAAUUGAAAAUGAAGACGAAUUCAAGUCAGGGUCUUAUAGUACUCAAACUACUGAGGUCCCAGUUAGGCGUGCAUGGGUUCCUCCCCAGCCACCCCCAGUUCAAAUGGCAGAAGCAGCUGAAGCCAUCCGAAGGCCAAAACCUUCGGUGCAAAAAGAGUCUUCAGAUGAUGACCAAUUGGAAGCAAGCUCGGCUGGUGUAACCGAUGAGUUGCAGAGGGUCACAAAAGUAUCCGAAUCUGGAGGUGCAGUUGAAAUCAAUGGUGGGAGCUCAGGGCUGAGCUCAAGUGAGAUACAAGAAGCUAAAGAUGAAAUAUAUGGGUGAUCCGAGUAACCAAACCAUCAUACAUAAGGUCUUGCACGUUCUGAUGCCUACCAGGAAUUGUUUUUCUGUCAAGAAUCCCAGACGGGUUUUGUGUUUGCAUUUUCAACUGUAUAAUUAUUAGUAAAUCAGUGCAUGAUGUAUCAAUUUGAUGUAAAAGUCCGUCUCUGUUGACUUUGAGGAUUUGGUGGACGAUUAGUUCAUAAAUUUAGAAUUAUAUUUCAGAAUUAUUCU